Molecule: messenger RNA, 829 nt
Organism: Penaeus vannamei (Pacific white shrimp)
Lineage: Eukaryota; Metazoa; Arthropoda; Malacostraca; Decapoda; Penaeidae
Source: RefSeq, a predicted model, not a curated record
AUGGGCGUGCCGAGCCUUACCGAAUGGCCUCCCUGGAAUACAGCCGGGACGCCCUUUACACGGAGGAGCGGAUCCGCCUUUGGAGACUGGGCCGUGAGGAAGCAGAGCAUCCCGACGGGCAAGGUCCCAAUCCUGAUGGUGGACGGGCGGCCCCUCGCGCAGUCCCUCGCCAUCGCCCGCUACUUGGCCAAGGAGGUCGGCCUCGUACCCAAGGACAACCUCGAAGCCGCCUUUGGUGACGCCCUGGCCGACACCAUCGCCGAAAUGAUGGCCGCUUUUUAUAAGAACAAGAUGUCAUCAGUCACCGAGGAUGAAAAGGAGAGAAAGUUUAACGAAGAAAUAAAUCCAAAUAUUAUACGUCCUCUCUUGGGGGAUCUGAACAAACACUUGGCAGACAGAUCGUGGUACUCUUCUGGACAGAUGUCUUGGGUCGAUCUGAUGAUAGCCGUCGAGUUCGGAGGCCUCAGGAAGUCCUACCCAAAGCUCCUGGACGACUUCCCUAAGGUCGCAGGACACGUGGACAAGGUCAUGGCCCUCCCGAGUAUCAGCGCUUGGGUGAAAAGACGCCCAGACACCUUUUUAUAAGAGGAAAGGACGUGACUUUUGGUACGAUCAGCUGGUGCGCAAAAAUGGAUAAAGGAUUUUAAUGUGAGGUUUUCGCAAUGAUUUUGAUUAAAUUCUUCUGUAAUUUGUUUUAUAUAUGACCGUAAUCGACAUGACUGGCAAGUUUUAUUAAAUCAAUCAUGUUUUUUUUACGGUUUGGUUAGCAAUUACGUGUACCUUUUUUGUAUAAGGUAAUAUCUUGCUAAAUAAAAAAGACAGAUUUAAU